AUGGAUGACACACAAGCUUCAAUAAAAACAGCUGAAGCAGCAGCAGCAACGAGAAAACGAAGAUCGUCAAUCUUGAAGAGCCAAAGGCCUCCACGGACACCAUUUACUGAGCUAGAAUUUAAUGUUGCUACACCCACUAACUCACCAGCUAAGAGUAGACGCGUCAGCUUCUCACGAAAAACUGGAGUUGCAGAGUUUGUCACAAAUGAAGCUACAACCACAUGGAAAAACUUUUACGAAGAGCACAAUAAGUCUUUAGAAUCUUCUGCUAACGAGUCCGCAGCGAAUGCACCUUGUCCAGUCAUAGGGCACAUCGGCAAGAGAAUAUUCGACCAACAAUUCGAAGAAGUGGAAGUAGUUGAUAUCGGUGGUACUCUCCAAACUAAUACAGCCAUUCAUGAAUUUCAAUCGUCAUUCAAUAAUGUAAAUUUAACUCAACAGCUUAUGGCAUUCGAAUUGGAUUGUGUGGGAGAUGAUAAAAAACUUGCAGCUCCGGUACAACAUUUUGAAUUAAGUAAUUUAACAGAUCAUCACAGUAAGGUUUUUGGUGAUGAUCUCAGUAUGCCGGUGAUGAAUGAUAUGUCCAAUCCUAUUAGUAUGAACUUUUCGAAUAUACAACCACUAGGUAAAUGUGAUGAUUUAGAAGAAAUCGCCCGGGAUUUGGAAAGGCCGCACCCUCAUGUGAUGUGUAGACCGUUUAGCUCGAAAGAUGUCUCAGAGUAUAUAGAAGUUGAUUUGAACAUGACCAAUGUACUGAUGAGGAAUGAUGAUUUUGAUAUGUCUAUCACUGAUACCAUUCAGAGCCCUAAGGUGCAAGCGGUUAAACAAACGCCCCAUCAUGACACCAUAUCAAAUGAAACUCUCGUAGACAAAGAGAAUAUUGUAAUGAAUCCAUAUGUGACACCCAAAGAAUCAGCGAAUUUUGCAAUAAAUGAACAAUUUGACAAAGUUUUGGUAUUUGAUGGAAAGAAGUUAAGUGUUCAAUCUGAAAGACAGCCUAUUCCAGUGGUAAAUAAUGAAGAAACAGUACAACCCAAAGUUGCCAUGAACACAGAUGCAGUGCCAAAACGGAAAACUAUCGUAUUGAAUGUCAAUGAUGAUUUACCGAAUUUCAUUUCGGACAAUUCAUCUCUAAUAGUUAACCAUAUUACUAACAAAGGAGAAGAUUUUAAAAAAUCUGUUCUCUACAAUGACUGCGACCUAUCUAUCACUCAAGCUGUCGGCAGCAAAGUUGAGAAACCUAAAAGGAAAACCAUUGUUUUCGAAGAUGAUAUGGGGAAUAUCUCCAUUACACAAGCUAUUCCAGCCAAAGUUAUAAUCAAUGAAGAAGAAAAACGUAAAACUGUUAUAUAUGAAAAUAAUACAGCAGAGAUAUCUAUAACUCAGGCAGUAUCGACUAAUAUUAUUAAACAAGGAAUAGAAAAAACGGUUGUCUAUGAAGAUGAUCUUUCUUUCACACAAGUUUUGCCGGGAAAUUUAGUUUUGAAUAAAACAUCUCAAGAUAAAACUAUUUAUUACCAAGACGCUUUCGACAUAUCCGUUACUAAGGCUAUACCCGAUAUUAUAAUAAAAUCAAAAAGGGAACCACAGAGGGAAGAAAAUGAUAUAAGUAACAUUUCUAUGACUCGAGCGAUUUCAUCUAAUAUAAUAAUAGAUCGAUCAAAACAUGAUAGUGAUAAUAAUCACUAUGAUGAUUUUAAAGAUGAAGAUAGAAAACAAGAAAAAACAGAAAAUAGUAAUAACAAAAAUGAAAAAAGAAAAACAAUUGUGUAUGAUAAUGAAGCUGGCAACAUUUCCUUAACACAAGCUAUUCCUACUAAUAUUUUACUUGAGAACAAAAUGAAUAUUGAUAAAAUUGAUACAAAUACUGCUAAUGAAAGUUUAAAUAUAACAAAUUUUGAGAAGCCUUCAAACAAAAGGAAAACAAUAAUUUAUGACAAUGAUCAAGGAGAAAUAUCUAUGACUCAAGCUAUUCCUUCUAACAUUAUCCACGUGGAAGCUAAAACAAAUAAUACACAAUUGAAUGAUUAUAAAAAUAGCAACCCUGAAAAUAAAGAUAAUAGAAGAAACACUAUUCUUUAUGACAAUGAAGAAGGUAACAUAUCUAUGACACAAGUCAUUCCUGCCAAUAUUAUACAAGCACUUUAUUUGAAAAACAAGGUAGUGACAGCAGGAAAUGCAGAUUUAGUUAAUGUUCUUAAAAAUACAACAAGAAGAAAAACUAUUAUUUAUGAUAAUGAAGAUGGCGACGUGUCUAUGACUCAAGCUAUACCAUCAAAUAUAAUGAACCAACCAAAGUCUGAAAUAAAUGAAAUUGAAGAUGUCAAAAAUAAUAGAAGAAAAACUAUAAUCUAUGUUGAUCAAGAUGCUGAUGUAUCUAUGACACAAGUUAUGCCUUCUAAUAUCAUAUUAACGCAACCUGUCAAAGAACAUUUAGAAACGAAUGAUGAUAUAGAAAAUGACCCUAAUAUAGCGUCAGGUCAAAGAAAAUCAGUUAUAUAUGACAACGAUGAAGGCGAUGUAUCUAUCACUCAAUCGAUGCCUUCAAAUUUAAUUCUUACAAACGCAGAAAUAACUAAAACCGAAAUGUCAACAAAUGACAUUGAUAUGGAUAUAUCUAUAACUCGUCCAUUACCUACGAAUAUAUUUACUAAUGAAAAAAAUGAUAACGACAUGAAUUUAACGAAUGUAAAUCAAAAUAAUUCUUUGCGUAACAAUCUAAUAAAUAACUCGAAGGUUUUUGAACAAUCCAACUGUGGCAUAAGCAAUAUAUCAUUAACAAAGCCUAUACCAUCUGAAAUAAUGGAUAUCCAAAAAGAGAUUUCAGAAAAGGGCGUAGUUGACCCUCGUAAAAGCUUAUUUGAUGCUGAAUUGAAAGAAGUAUCCGUUCAGCAAGAUAUUCUUGUAUAUCAAAGUAUAGAGCAUAAUAUGUCCCGACCAAUUAUAAAAACAGAUGUUAGUUUCAAAAUAGAAGACAAUCAAAUUUGCUUGAAUACGUCUAAAAUAAAUAACACAUCGGUUAAAUGUCUAAAUAAAUCAAAUAUUAGUUCAGUGAAAGAGAACUAUAUGGAAGAAAAAUAUGAUAUCGAAAAUAAAACAUUAACAGAACAAAAAUCAUUUAGUAAAAAUAAUUCGUUAGUUUUUCCUAAACAAAAUAAGAAAUCCAUUCUUAAUGAGCUUUUAGAUAUGUCGAAUGCAUCACUUAUUGUUGAUCCCUUAGAUAAACAGUUAAUUGAAAACCCAGUCAAAAUGACAAUAGAAGACGUGAAACCAAAUGAAAAUGAAUCUAGUAAUAGCCUAUUCUUUAUUACUAGAGAUAGCGAGAACGAUAUGAAAAAAGAAGAUAUUGAAAAUGAAGAAAAAAUACCAAAUAAUACUGAAAUUAUUGAAGUUACGCAAAAAUAUACUCAUUAUUCAGAUGAAGAUGAAAAACACGAAUUGCAAAAUGAAUUAGAUGAGCCAGUUAUUGUUAAUGAAGAGUUUCCAAAAUCAAAUAGACACUAUGAAAAAAUGCUAAGCUCAGAUAUAAAAAAGGGUAAAAUAUUAGAUAAAUCAGACCUCAAAAUGAACCGAAGUGUCUUAAGAGAUAUAAAAUUCAUAAGAGACGCAGACGAUACUAAAGAUUUAUUAGAAAUGCUCUCUGAUUUCACAGACGGGGCCACAGAAGAACGUGGUGAAAAGUCAGUAGCAGCGAACGUGAGAAGUCAAGUGUCGAGCCCCGAACCAAGACGUUUGAGCUUUCUGCCAAAGAGGCAAUCUAUAGCGCUAUGUAGAGAAGAACUAUUCAAUAACAUAUCCAUGGCUCAAGCUGCUUUACAAAUGUCCCGAUCUUACAACGAUAGCGAUAAUAUAGAAGACACUCACGAGUCACCAGAAGAAAUUGAAAAAUAUCCGAACAAAACUGUUCGUAUGAGCACAGAAGUGGUCAAAACCUUGAAUUUUGAAGAUGAUGAGUCGAUUAGUGAAGCUAGUAUGGGAACGGAUAUGAAAACUACACCGCUAAAGAAAACUACUGUCGGUGAAAUUACUUACAUGAAAGACGACAAGGCGAAAGUAAUACCGACUUAUCUAAAAGACGUUUCUGAUGGCAUCAAAGCUCUAAUGAAUGAUUUAGUUAAACCCACAGCGGACAUACCGUUCGAGGGGGAAAGCCUAAUUAAAAAACCACCCUCAACAUGCAGUACACAGAUACAAGCAAAUAUUGUAACAUCAAGUCAGAUAGAUAUCGGUGCUGAACUUCAUUCCAACCCUGAAUCGAUUGAAAAUAGUACACCGAAGAAAUCUAUAGAAGCAGAGGUAGCAGAUUUAGCUAAAGGAGCUAUUACGCAAGCUUUAAGACAGUCAAUAAAACCGAUGGAUAUAUCGAUGGAAGUAGAACAAAAACCUGUUUCAGAAAUUAAUAAGAGUCCAGUUUCAAUACUGCUGCAGUCUCCUACAGCUAGACCUAGUCCAGUCAUUGUCUUCGACCAUCUCAAUCCUUUAAAUAAUAUUCUAAUAACACAAACAGAUUGUUCUAAAGUACACGGCUAUAACCCAAUAAAGAUGGACGAUUCUAAGGAAGAUGAUAAAGUUCAGAAUGACAAAAAGAAGGAAAAUCAAAAUGAAAUUGAGAGAGUGUCUACACAUCAUCAAACAGAGAAGCGAAUGAGCCAACAAAAACCUGAAGUGCAUGUAGGAGAUGGCGUGGAAAAAAUUAAUGAGUCUAACAGUAAAGAAUCAAAUAUAAGUAAGCCUCUGUCAAUCGAUCGCUCCACAGAAGGCAUGGCGACCGAACAUAAAGAUACAGAAAUCAAUACGUUAAUUGCGAUGAAAGAUAAUAAAGAAAUUUUAGAGACUAAUUCUUCUCUAACCCUCGUUGAUGAUGCUCUCGGUCAGCCUCUAGACAUAGAUAUGCAAGAUUUUGAAGACUGUGCAGGUCAAAAGUCUUCGGUCAAAAUCAUAUAUAAAGUGGAAGAAGAUGUGCAAAAGGACUUCGAUGUUACCUCAAAUGAUGAAUCUGAGAUGAACUCGAAUAGUAGGAAACGGAGCUACAGUCCAACGAAGCAGGACAAAAAAAUGGUUCAACCCGUUGACGUCACGCCAAAGCCAGUGAGCAAGAUGCAGAAAGUAUCGCUAAGUCCAAAAGUACCAGAAUCUAAAACAAAAUCUCCAGAUAUAAAAGAUAAUAAAAUGGAAUCUCCAGAUAAAAAUAAUAGUAGCCCAGAUAAGAAGAAAUCGCCUAAAAAGAGAAAUAGCAUGAAGCAAGACCUAACUGUUCAACAAGUGAUCGUAGACUGUUAUAAAGAUGCGAGUGCUGAUCGAAAUAUUGACAGAAAAUACCUUGAAUCCUACAAAAAUAGUACACACGAGUCUUUGGCUGUUGAAACAGUUUCUAAUACUUUUGAAAGUAUGAAAUCAGAAACUACUUUUACGAGCAGUAAAAAGGCUGUUUGCAAAGUCCUGUCAGAGAACAGUGACUUUGAUCAGAAAUCUGAUGAGGAGAGUUCCAAAACCCUGACGGAUUUCAGUUCCGCUGUGAACGUUGUUACGAUGAUUGAAAUGCUGCCGUUUAUGGGGGGUCGCAACUGUGAGUGGGAGACACGUGACGAUGAUGUGUGGACGUUCCUCCUGCUCCGGUCGCGGCUGCGGCUCACGGUGCGCCUCUCGCGGCCGCCGCGCCGCGUGCGUCCCGACACGCCCCUCGUGGCCUUGGACGUCACUGCCGUGCACGACAAAGAGAAAGAGCCAUCGUCGUCACUCUGCGUCCGUCUCGCGGCGGAGGCGAUGCGCUACGAGUGCGCGCAGUGCGGGUGCGUGGGCGCGGGCGCGGGCGCGGUGCCGGCGCUGCUGCGGCGCUGCGCGGAGACGGCGCGGCUGGCGCUGCUGUGGGCGCGCGUGAUGCGUGACGCGAGGCUGCGGCUCGCGUACCACCUCACUGGGGACGGGGAUUUGACCUUUAAAGUGGCGAACACGCGCCUGCGCGCUGUGUGGGAGGUGCGCCUGCGCGUGGAGCUGGUGGUGGGCGACGCGGCGCAGAGCGCGUGGCCGCGCGCCGCGCGCGUGCGCGUGCUGCCCGCGCUGCCCGCGCCCGCGCCCGCGCCGCGCGACCUGCAGCGGCUGCUGGACGGCGUCCGCCACGACUGGGGACACGCGCCCACCACCAUAUGUACCGUUUUCAUUGAAAAUACUGAAAAAUUUGUUAAAAGCCUCGAAUCUGAAGUAGGCAAACAAAAAACUGAUAUUUAUCCAUUCAUAGCAAAUAUGACUUUAAGCUCAAUAUGUGAAACAGCAAUGGGAACACAACUGGAUGAAGAGACGUCAGGAAAAUUUCGGGACUGUGUAAUUAAACAACGUCGAGAUGACGGCAAUUACAAGAAUUUAUACGUAGAAGUAAUGAACGAUUCGGAAGAAAAUUUUUAUAGCAUUAAAAAGAAACGGUUGGCAAUGUUAGAUUUAUUAUUAGAUAUUGAGGAGCAGGGAAAAAUAGACACGGCAGGAAUUAACGAGGAAGUCGAUACAUUUAUGUUUGAGGGAAAUGAUACAACGUCAGCAGCUCUUCUGUUCACUUUCAUGUUACUGGCUAACCACCCGGAAGUACAGGACAAAGCCUUUGAAGAAUGCUUAAACAUUUUUGGUACAUCUAAACGGACUGCUACCAUGAGUGAUCUUGCAGAGAUGAAGUAUCUAGAAUGUUGCAUCAAAGAAUCACUGAGACUUUACCCACCAGUAUAUUUUAUAUCAAGGACCUGUGAUGAUCCACUUAAUUUAAAAAACUACAAGUGUCCGCCUGGGAUUGAUUGUGUUAUUUUAAUCAUCGACUUACAUCGACGGAGUGAUCAAUUUGUUGAACCAAUGCGAUUUAAACCCGAGAGAUUCAUGGAAGAGCCUACUUGGCACCCUUUCGCAUAUAUACCAUUUAGCGCUGGACCUAGGAAUUGUAUAGGUCAAAGGUUUGCAAUGAUGGAAAUGAAGUUGGUGUUAUCAGCAGCGCUUCGUAAAUAUCGGCUGUUGCCUGUUACUAGGCCUUUAGAUAUUAAUUUUAUCGCCGACAUAAUUCUGAGACCGAAGGAUCCCAUUUAUGUUAAAUUUGAAGAACGA
Molecule: messenger RNA, 7077 nt
Organism: Brenthis ino (lesser marbled fritillary)
Lineage: Eukaryota; Metazoa; Arthropoda; Insecta; Lepidoptera; Nymphalidae
Source: the annotation of a GenBank genome assembly